This is a messenger RNA of Petromyzon marinus (sea lamprey), 1669 nucleotides long. RefSeq names its product serine/threonine-protein phosphatase 2A catalytic subunit beta isoform. The record is from RefSeq and is a predicted model, not a curated record. Gene Ontology annotation, molecular function: protein serine/threonine phosphatase activity. NCBI's taxonomy places the organism in Eukaryota, Metazoa, Chordata, Hyperoartia, Petromyzontiformes, Petromyzontidae.
CACGAAGACGUCACCACGCACGGAGGAAGGCCUUGUCGGUGACGUCAUCACGCACGAGGCGUUUCUCCACCGCGGGCCUUGCCGCUGCAAGCUGCGUAGGCCGUGGUGGUGGAGGAAUUUUUAUUUAAAUCUUUACGCUUUUAAUAAACAUUUAAGGACCUCGACAAACAACCAAACAACGACAAAACAAAGGAGGAGGUUGUAGUUUGACGUUGCGAUGGAGGCAAAAUCGUUCACGAGAGAGCUUGAUCAGUGGAUCGAGCAGCUGUAUCAAUGUAAGCAGCUUGGCGAGGUGCAAGUGAGGGCUCUGUGUGAAAAGGCCAAGGAGAUCCUGACCAAGGAGAGUAACGUCCAGGAUGUCCGCUGUCCCGUCACCGUCUGCGGCGAUGUCCACGGCCAAUUCCACGACCUCAUGGAGCUCUUCAAGAUUGGCGGACGGAGCCCAGACACCAACUACCUGUUCAUGGGAGACUACGUAGAUCGUGGCUACUACUCAGUGGAGACUGUGUCACUACUGGUGGCACUGAAGGUGAGGUACCCAGAGAGGAUCACGAUCCUGCGGGGUAACCACGAGUCUCGUCAGAUCACCCAGGUGUACGGCUUCUACGAUGAGUGCCUGAGGAAGUACGGCAACGCCAACGUGUGGAAGUUCUUCACCGACCUCUUCGAUUACCUCCCUCUCACCGCACUCGUGGACGGCCAGAUUUUCUGUCUGCAUGGGGGUUUGUCUCCAUCCAUUGAUACGCUGGAUCACAUCCGUGCCCUGGAUCGUCUGCAAGAGGUCCCUCACGAGGGUCCCAUGUGUGACCUGCUGUGGUCUGACCCUGACGACCGUGGUGGCUGGGGCAUCUCUCCGCGCGGUGCUGGCUACACCUUCGGCCAGGACAUCUCAGAGACUUUCAACCACAGCAACAGCCUCACGCUUGUCUCACGGGCACACCAGCUCGUCAUGGAGGGCUACAACUGGUGUCACGACCGUAACGUGGUCACCAUUUUCAGCGCUCCCAACUACUGCUACCGCUGUGGCAACCAGGCCGCCAUCAUGGAGCUGGACGAUACCCUCAAGUACUCAUUUCUGCAGUUCGAUCCGGCUCCAAGGCGUGGAGAGCCCCAUGUGACACGCCGCACCCCCGACUACUUCCUGUGAUUACAUCACUUCCUGCCCCAUCCCUUCCCCCGCUCUUUGUGACAUCACUUCCUGCCCCAUCCCUUCCCCUGCCUUUUGUGACAUCACUUCCUGCCCCAAGUCUGGCCGACCCUCACCCCUAUGAUGUCACUUCCUGCCCCACCCCCGAUGCCCCCCACAUUUUGUGACAUCACUUCCCCUCCCCUUACUCGCAAACGCGAAGUCGCUCCCCCUUCUGUGAUGUCACUUUCUGCCCCUACUAAACCCCUCCUCCACCGUUGUGAUGUCACUUCCUGUCCUUCCCUCUCCCCACUCUCCCCUCUCCCUACUCUGCCCUCUCCCCACUCUCCCCGCUGUCCCCGCUCUCCCCCCUCUCCCCACUCUUCCCUCUCCCCACUCCCCACUCCUCCCUCUUCCCUCCCCUCUUGGUAUCUUGUUGGCACUCCCAGGCACCUUAAUUAUUCGUGACUGAUCCCCUCACCCCUCCCCCCAGGGUAGCCCCUCCUGACGAGCCCCUCUCUCCCCCCCCCCCCGGGGAUAGCC